This is a messenger RNA of Passer domesticus (house sparrow), 2160 nucleotides long. It is a transcript of the gene SUSD3, whose product is annotated as sushi domain containing 3. Lineage: Eukaryota; Metazoa; Chordata; Aves; Passeriformes; Passeridae. The record is from RefSeq and is a predicted model, not a curated record. The transcript has 7 exons. Bases 1 to 1710 code for a protein of 569 amino acids. Gene Ontology annotation, cellular component: plasma membrane.
AUGGACAAAUCUGCUGAGAAACAGGAAAACUGUGAAAUGGAUGGUCCUUACCUGCUGUGUCUGCUGCAGACCAUCAGCACCACAGAAUCUGGGCCAGGUUUUCACAUCAGCAAUGAUGUGGAGAUGAGGCUUGUGGAUUUGGGUUCUGUACCCUCCCAGAACAUACAGCAUAGCCAGGUGAGGAACCUGUGUCCAGCCAUGGCCAUGACAGAUGUGAAGGAACAUGUAUGGAUGUGUGACUGCCAGCUGCCCGACACUCAAAGAUAUCCCAAGCUAGAGAUGGCAGUAGAGGAGGACAGGCAGCGGGCGGGGGGCAGGCAGGAAGCAGGGCAGGCAGCAGACAGGUUAGCCAGGGCGGGCAGCGAGGAGCAGGCAGCAGACAGGUUAGCCAGGGCGGGCAGCGAGGAGCAGGCAGCAGACAGGUUAGCCAGGGCGGGCAGCGAGGAGCAGGCAGCAGACAGGUUAGCCAGGGCGGGCAGCGAGGGACAGGCAGCAGACAGGUUAGCCAGGGCGGGCAGCGAGGGACAGGCAGCAGACAGGUUAGCCAGGGCGGGCAGCGAGGAGCAGGCAGUCUCUGCCCGGCGUCGCGGCCGCUGCAACGUCCCCGCCUGGCCGCUGGUGGGGUGCCGCGCGGGCCGGGGAAGGGCCAGGCCAAACCCCGGGGCUGUCAGGGCACGGCGCUAUCCCGGGCACGGCGGCUCCGGCGGCCGCCCGGCUGCGCCAGCCCCGAGCGGUCCCGCCUCUCGCUCCGCUGCCCUCCUCCCCCGCCCCGCGGGUGUCGCGGAGGGGCCGCGGGGCGGGCUCCCGGCCGGGCUCCAGGGAUGGGCCGGCCCCGGCGAACGGCGGGCGGGUGCGGCGCACCUGCUGGGCGGCUCGGCGCGGCGGGGCUCGGCAGCGCUCGGCGGAGCCAUGCCGGCUUCCACCACACCCGGGCUGGACGCUCCGCGCACCUCCGCGCCGGGGCGGGACAGCGGCGGCCCCCGCGGAUACGCAGGGCAGUGCGGCCGCCUGCUCUCGCCGCACCUCGGCUCCCUGCAGGUCCUUCACGGCAACGGCACCGAUGUGGGGACAGUGGUGGCGUUCCAGUGCUCCGCCGAGCACCAGCUGGAGGGACCGGACACCGUCACCUGCGUUUGGAAAGGGAACAGCACGCAGUGGACAGCCGGAGUGCCCUCCUGCAAGCCCAUAUCAAAAUACGAGACUUUUGGCUUUAAGGUCGCAGUGAUUGCCUCCAUUGUGAGCUGUGCUGUCAUUCUGCUGAUGUCCAUGGCUUUCUUAACUUGCUGUCUGAUUAAGUGUGUGAAGAAAAGUGAGAGGAGGAGAACUCAAAGAGAAAUGCAGCUGUGGUACCAGCUGAGGACUGAAGAACUAGAGCACAUGCAAGCUGCUUACUUUGGUUUUAAGGGAAGAAACAAUAACAACAGUAAGAAACUCAGGAAUACAUCUGUAUCUGGUGAUGCGACUGACAUGGCAUAUGAUAACCAAGGCUUCUACAGGUCCCAGGAAGAGCGGACUCGGGAUGUCGUAGUUCCUGGGUGUUGCAAAGACAACAGUCACCUGCUGAAGGUAGCCAAGAGCAGUGGUGCACCUGGGGCACACACGGUACCGAGACACAACGCUGCACUGCAGACGGUGAACUCCAUACAUGUUGUUGAAGUCUACAGUCAUAAGGAUAGUUACAGCAAACCAACCUGCCAGUUACCUGGAUAGCUGGUGUCUGAAAUGCAACUGCUUCUCUGGACCAAAAUGAAAUGUCAAUAGAAAUAUGUGCCUUAAAGACAACAUAGAAAGUUCAUUAUUCAUAUGAACUGUAAGUUUUCUAUAUUCCAAGAUGGUUAUUUAAGAGAAAUGCUUCAAGGUCUGAUACAAAUAAAGAUGUGAAUAUUGGGGCUGUCAAUCCAGAGCUGUUCUCUGCAGUGUGCUGUGCAGUGUGACCAUGAUGAAAGCACAGUGCCCUUCUGCACAACAUAGAGGCAUAUUUGCCUCAUAUGAAGUUGCUGAUAAUAAUUGCACACCUCUCAGAUUUCAGUCUUCUCUGAAUCAGUGGGUUUUGUAAGAAUUUCAGAAAGAAAACUCCCCCAUAUUUUUACAAAGUAGGAUGAUAGAACUACAAAAAAAUUUGGUUUUAAUUAAAUGCCCCAUUGUUUUGUAUCAGAAAGG